Molecule: messenger RNA, 1155 nt
Organism: Haliotis rubra (blacklip abalone)
Lineage: Eukaryota; Metazoa; Mollusca; Gastropoda; Lepetellida; Haliotidae
Exons: 2
Coding region: 1-1155 (384 amino acids)
Source: RefSeq, a predicted model, not a curated record
AUGGAUGCAGAAGGUACAGUUGUGUGUACCCGCACAGAUGCAGCAAGUGCAACGACGCUUCGCAUGGGGCGGCCAGCUGCUUUCGAGGACCGGGGGUCCAACGACUCCCCCUAUCCAACAACAGUAUGGGCCCAUGCUUCACCAGCCCAAGGCAGCCAACCAGAGGAAACAGAGUGGUGCAUAAGUCAACGCCUCCCAGGCAUACAAAUCAUGCACUACCUCGACGACUUUCUGACUGGGGGAUCACAGGGCACAACCCAGUGCCAGGCUAACUUACAGACUUCACUGGCAAUGCUAACUCAUCUAGGUAUUCCCAUUGCUCAUGACAAAACAGUUGGCCCAGCAUCUAAAUUAACAUUCUUGGGUCUUGAAAUCGACACACUGGCCAUGCAGGUUAGAAUACCUGAAGGUAAGAUACGUGAAAUCACAUCCCAGAUACAGCAUAUCCUCUUCAAACCUAAUUCCAAGGUAACAAGAAAGGAGCUACAGUCCCUCAUCGGAAAGCUCAACUUUAUCUGUAGGGCAAUUCCAAUGGGCAGAGCCUUUUGCCGACGGCUCAUUGACCUUCUCUGUCAAGGUAAGCAACCAUUCCACCAUAUUCGAAUCACUGAAUGGGUAAAACAGGACCUGCAUAUGUGGCUAACAUUUCUUACAAAGUUUAAUGGUGUAUCAGUUUUUCAGGACCAGUUGUGGGUAGACAACUCUCAUCUCCAGCUCUACACAGAUGCAUCAGGCAGUACAGGAUUUGGGGCCUACCUUCAGGGGGAAUGGUUUUGCGGCAGAUGGCCUGAUCAGUGGGUUGUGAAUGGGACCACACUCGACAUGACUUUCCUGGAGCUGUUUCCCAUCGUCUUGGCCAUCAAAAUAUGGGGACCUCAGCUUGCAAACAAGAAAAUCCUUUUCUACUGUGACAACCAGGCAGUGGUGGCAAUCAUCAACAAGCAAUCAUCCAAAUGCCCGGUGAUGAAUCUCCUCCGUCGCCUUAUUCUUCUUUGCUUUAAUCAUAACAUCUUGUUUAAAUCUAAAUACAUUGACACCAAUUCCAAUGUUAUAGCCGAUGCACUCUCGAGGUUUCAGUUCGACCGCUUUCGGGCAGCCGCACCAGAAGCGAAAGCUGCACCAACGCCAAUCCCAGACACCAUAUGGCAGAUCUAG